AAAAGGAAUUGUCGUCAAGAUUUUUCAGAUCCAGCUCACGAUCUGUCCUCUGUUCAAUAAUUAAGUAGCACUGUGCUUUCACUGUCUCUCUCUCUCUCCGUUUCUUUCUGGCUUUCUGUUUCUUCUUCACUGCGGCACUGCCAUGGUGUUUCUCUUCCUUAUUUUCUCUCCAAGAUCGGUUUUUUAAUCAUAAAAGAGCGAUCUUUUGCAUUUUAAGUUUUUUUGGGUACUGGGCGUGAAUGAUCUUUCGCCAUUGUUGGUUGAUUUGAAGCUCGAGAAGGUCAAAAAGUCAAAAAGGAGUGGUUUUUUUUGUAGACGUUGUGUUCGGUGGAGGAGGAGCAAUGGCGGACGAGAGGCCGCCUUUCCUCACCGACGAGCUGUCGAAGCGCACCGUCAUCUUCGGGCUCCACAUGUGGGUCAUUAUCGGCAUUGGCAUUGGUGCCGCCUUCGUCUUCCUCCUCUUCUUCCUCUCCCUCUGGCUCGCCUCUCGGCGCAGCAGCGCCGCGGCGGCGCCCGGCCACCGCCGCCUCAAGGCGGCGCACCGCUCCGCCUCUGCCUCCUCCUCCAGCGUCUCCAAGGAAAUCCAAGAAAUUCGCGUCGACCCCAAACCGCCUCCGCCCCAGGACUCCGACAACCCGGCAGCGCCGCUCGAGCGGCAGUCCCUGCUCCCGCCGGAGGCAGCCGCGCAACAGAAGAUCCACAUUGAGCUCGGGAAGGACCACCGAAUCGCCUACCCGGAGCGCCACCUCGGCGGCGGCGGCGGCGGCGGAUCCUCCCACUGCAGCGGCGAGAGCCGGUCGGCGGAGCAGGCAGCCAUGCCGGCCCCCGAGGUAUCGCACUUGGGCUGGGGGCACUGGUACACUCUCAAGGAGCUCCAGGCGGCCACCGACAUGUUCGCCGACGAGAAUGUGAUCGGAGAAGGCGGUUACGGCAUCGUCUACCACGGCAUCUUGGAAGAUCAAACUCAGGUUGCCGUCAAGAACUUGCUUAACAACAGGGGUCAAGCCGAGAGGGAGUUCGAGGUGGAAGUAGAUGCAAUUGGGCGUGUUCGCCACAAGAAUUUGGUGAGACUUUUAGGUUAUUGCGCCGAAGGUGCUCAUAGAAUGCUUGUCUAUGAGUAUGUCGACAAUGGGAACUUGGAGCGGUGGCUUCACGGGAACAUUGAACCUUCUAGCCCCCUCACUUGGGCAAUACGAAUGAACAUUGUACUCAGAACCGCGAAAGGGAUAAUGUACUUGCACGAGGGACUCGAACCGAAGGUAGUCCACAGGGACAUCAAAUCAAGCAACAUUUUGCUCGAUAAGCAGUGGAAUCCUAAAGUUUCAGAUUUUGGACUCGCCAAGCUCUUGGGGUCAGAGCGGAGUUACGUGACGACACGAGUCAUGGGAACAUUUGGAUACGUGGCUCCCGAAUACGCUAGCACUGGUAUGCUGAAUGAAAGAAGUGAUGUUUAUAGUUUUGGAAUUCUUAUCAUGGAGAUUAUUUCUGGGCGAAAUCCGGUUGACUACAACCGAGCACCGGGAGAGGUUAACCUGGUUGAAUGGAUUAAGACGAUGGUCACCAAUCGAAAGACUGAAGAGGUAUUGGACCCCAAGUUACCGGAGAAACCUUCAUCAAGGGCCUUAAAGAAAACUCUUUUAGUAGCACUCCGAUGUGUGGAUCCUGAUGCGCAAAAGAGGCCGAAGAUUGGGCAUGUGAUACACAUGCUCGAAGUCGAUGAUUUCCCCUAUAGAGAUGAUCGCCAAGCCGGGAGAACUUACCCGCAAGAUAAAGCUCGAUUGUUAGACAGGGCAAUGGCUGAAUCCGGUGAUAGCAGCGGCUAUGAGAGCAAUGCAAGUAUCACGAGGAGUAAUAGAUAUCGAGAAAAGGCAAGAAAUCUAGCAUCUACUCCAAAUCUAUAGUAGAUGGAGAUCUUCAUUCAGAGCUUGUAUCAAAGUCAUGUAUAAUAUCUUUUCGAUGGAUUGCUAGUUAUGCUGUGUUCCCCGUAUUAAAUUUUGUAGUGAAUCUUUUCGUCAUAUUUUUUCGCCCUGCAAUUCGUCAUGUAUAUAAUUCUAGAAAAGUCAGGUUAUCCAUAUUA
Messenger RNA from Zingiber officinale, 2077 nucleotides. RefSeq names its product probable serine/threonine-protein kinase At1g01540. Gene Ontology annotation, molecular function: protein kinase activity; ATP binding. The record is from RefSeq and is a predicted model, not a curated record. Bases 342 to 1901 code for a protein of 519 amino acids. Lineage: Eukaryota; Viridiplantae; Streptophyta; Magnoliopsida; Zingiberales; Zingiberaceae. Gene Ontology annotation, biological process: protein phosphorylation. The transcript has 7 exons.